Messenger RNA from Metarhizium album ARSEF 1941, 5475 nucleotides. RefSeq names its product phosphatidyl inositol 3-kinase. Gene Ontology annotation, biological process: protein phosphorylation; telomere maintenance; DNA damage checkpoint signaling. The record is from RefSeq and is a predicted model, not a curated record. Lineage: Eukaryota; Fungi; Ascomycota; Sordariomycetes; Hypocreales; Clavicipitaceae. Bases 1 to 5475 code for a protein of 1824 amino acids. Gene Ontology annotation, cellular component: nucleus. Gene Ontology annotation, molecular function: protein binding; protein serine/threonine kinase activity. The transcript has 7 exons.
AUGAUAUCGCUGCGAAGACUAGCAGCUCAUUGCGAAGAUGCAGAUUUCUUCAACAUAGAAACGUCAGCCCCAGGGCAAUGGUGUUUGCAGUCACUGAAUAGCUCUGUCAGAGAACUUCGUGUCGCUGCCGGUAGGACGCUGGGGGCUUUCAUGCCAACAAGACCUGCCAAUAAUGUUGGGGAAGACCUGAUUGCGAGGAAUCGUAAAAACACGAUUGCUCUGCUCAAAUCAACAUCUGAUCAAGACCCGCCGCAUUUAGUGGAAACUCGAGUUCUGGCAUGGGGUCAGGUUGGUCGCGUGGUCUCAGAAGAUGAGCUGAAUUUGGUGUUGAUCAAACUUCUCGACUACCUCGGCAGCAGCAAUAAUUUCGUGUCUGCCUUCACGUUUAAUGAGCUUCUGAAUCUUGCAGAGGCUCGGAAUACAACGCCGCGGCGCCUCCUUGAGCCAUUCUGGAAGAGCCUUGCCUACAUGACGACAAAGGACAUGAUUCAACGACCCCAACGAAGCCGCGCUGUCGCGGAACUGCUGCAAAUAUCCGUCAAUGAUCUUCUUUUGUUGAUACAAACACACGCGCUUCCUUGGUUAGUACUGGACAAGCGUCAAGACGUAAUUCAGAGGAUCGCCGAAGCUCGACAAGAAAAGGAGGUUUGGAGACAGCUGAUGGAUGGAUCGAAUCUUGCGGCAACGUUGGCUCUGUUAUUGGUACAGGACACUGGCGAUAUUGAGAAAUUUGCCAAAUCUCGCUUGAACGAAAUAUCUCCUCAUUUCCAUUCCCUAUCACUUCUUGUUCUGUUUCAGUCGGAGCCUGUCUUGAUUGCUUUAGAGCUUCUCAAGACAGCUGCGAGAGCGGAUGAAGCCAAACGAUCUCUUGUUCAUCGAGCCCUUCACCUAAUGGCAACAACUAUUUUGAGCACGAACAAGGAUACUAAAAGCAAGAAAGGAAACGUGAUUGGUCGAUUUUUGCAAUCCCACGUUUUGGGCCUCAUGGCUCGUCUGACCGAUGUUAUCAACGAUUCAAUUACGUUGCAGCCUCUUAUUAUGGAACAAAAGAGCGCCGUCGCGACUUUGGAAGAGAUGCUCAAAGUCUGCAAGCAAUAUGUCCGGGUUGCCAGGCCGCAGAUAUCGGCCUGCCUUCUCGCAGCAAUUUCUCAGGAACCUUUAAGAGAGGCUUGCUUUUCUUGCUGGGCCGCAAUGCUUGCUCAUCUGGAGGAAGAGGACAUCGAAGCAUUGCUCGAAACUACCUUCUUCAUUGUCCGUCGGUACUGGCCUGUGUUGGAAGAAACAACCGCGACUGUUUGCGAAAAUAUGCUUCGAUCCUUGCUGGUUAGGCAUGGUGCCAUGAUUGAGAUUUACAUCAGUAAGCUCCCGUCGCUGUCGUGCUGCAAGGGACUUGAAGUCGUUGAGAAGAGCCUCGAAGGAAUGCGUCCAGUUCUUUCGAUGGAAGAAGCACUCGCCGUGUUUGCCCAGAGGGUUAGUCAUGACAAUGCGGGUGUAGUUCACCAGGCUUUGACUGAACUUGCCCCUUACCUAAGGGAUAACCAGAGCGCCUUGUACACCUCUGCUGUGAGCCAAAGGCCAGAUAAUGCAAUUACAAGUCUUAUCGGCUGUCUCGAUUCCAAUCAGAUCGAAACAGUUCGAGAACAGCGAUCUAUUGUUGUGUUGAACAAUUUCGUGGCGCCGGAGGAGAUGACCGACUUUGGGUUGUUUAUGCUUGAGGAGGUUUUAGUUCCGUCAUUUUUAUCUGCGACAGAUACCAAACUUCAAGGAUUCCUUUCUUACGCCAUGCAAGAGCUGCUCGACAAAUGCGAGAUCAAAGCAGCUUGUGCUAUGAACGAAACUGGCAUGCUCGGUGGCAACGACAUUUACAGGAAAUGGAUCGCCAUUCCAGACCAUGCUCGAGAGGUCAUGAGCCCCUUUUUAAGCUCUAGAUACAUGGUUGCUCCAAUGCCUCCAGUCAUUGUGGAAUAUCCCAUCUUCCAUCCAGGCAAACCUUAUGGCAAUUGGCUGCGGUCCUUUGUUAUCGACAUGCUGAGGGCGGGACAACAUCCCCAUGCUGACUUGCUCUUUGAGCCUCUUAUGCGCGUGAUCCGUGUUAAAGAUUUAUCUACAGCCGAGUUUCUUUUGCCCUAUCUAGUAAUCCACAUAUUGCUCGGGGCACGGAGCAGCGAGGAUGAAAAGAAACGGAUAGUGAAUGAGCUUUUAGGGGUUUUGAGACACCAUCCCGCUGACGAUGCGUCGUACCUGGAACGGGAAGAAAUGAAACGAUAUUGUCAUGCCGUGUUUCGUUGCCUGGAUUAUGCCAUGAGAUGGAUCCAAGAAAAGCGUGCAGCUGGAAGACUUUCUGCCGAAGGCAAAGAGAGCGUCGCACGAAUACAACGCGUACUCGAUCAAAUACCCGCAGAACUCAUCUCGCAACGAGCCACCGACUGCAAUGAGUACUCUCGUGCUCUGUUCCACCUUGAGCAACAUGCGCAGAAAAUGGAGCAGCAAAAACAGGCGCCCGGGGAUCGAAGCAGAUUGCUAGAGAAGCUUCAGGAUAUUUAUGCCCAUAUUGACGAACCAGACGGCCUGGAAGGCAUCUCUUCACAGCUUCACGCACUUGACAUAAAUCAACAGAUCCUGAGCCACAAAAAGGCUGGUCGAUGGGCGUCAGCUCAAACUUGGUACGAAAUGCAGCUUGCUGAGAACCCUCAAAACACCGAGGUUCAAGUGGAUCUUCUCAAUUGUUUGAAGCAAGCCGGCCAGCAUGAUGUGCUCUUGAAUCACAUUGAGGGUAUGCAGACGGACCCUUCAGCCGAGAACAAAGUUCUGCCAUUUGCUGUGGAAGCAGCCUGGGUCACUGGCCGAUGGGAAAGCCUAGCCAAAUUUACAGGGCGAUUUCAGGAAGAUGUCGCUCAAGAUUUUAACAUGUCUGUCGCCUGUCUGUUUGACUCUCUAUAUCGCCACGCCGGACCGGAUCCACUUGACAAGCUUGUACAAAGCAUGCAGGACAAGAUAGCCUUAUCCAUGACUGCGUCAGCCACGGCUUCACUGAAUGCCGCGCAUGAGAUCUUGUUGAAGUGUCACGUUCUGACAGACUUGGAUGUCAUUGUCAAUACCAAACCUGGCAACGAAACUGAACGGCGGAGAACUCUAGGUUUGUUGGAUGGUCGACUAGAAAUCAUUGGAGGAAGGUUCAGCGAUAAGCAAUACGUCCUCGGCAUCAGACGCGCUGCCAUGGAGCUGUCGAGACCAACUUUUGCGGAUCUGGACAUUUCGGGUCUGUGGCUGUCCAGUGCCAGGCUGGCUCGAAAAACCAAUUCCUUCCAUCAGUCCUUCAAUGCUGUGUUGCAUGCCUCCCGACUAGGCGAUGACUCGGCAACGAUCGAGAACGCGAAGCUGUUGUGGAGGGACAACCAUCAUCGCAAGGCUAUUCAAAUGCUUCAAGGUGCCAUUGAACGCAACAAAUUCAUGACGAAGACUGACCCGUCAACGAGCGCUGGCACGGCCGGGACCUCGAAGCUGAACCCGCAACAACGACUGCUGACUGCCCGGGCACAGUUACUCCUUGCCAAGUGGCUCGAUGCCGCUGGGCAAUCUCACGCCGUCGCAUUGCGAGAAAAGUACCAACAGCCUCCCAAGACGUACUCGACCUGGGAGAAGGGCCACUACUACCUUGGCCGACACUACAAAAAAAUCCUGGAGGCUGAACAGUCCCUCAGAAUCGAGCAUCAGAGUGAUAACUACGUCACGGGAGAAAUCGCCAGACUUGUGAUUGAAAACUAUCUGCGGUCUCUUAACUCGGGAACCAAAUAUCUUUACCAAACUCUUCCACGAAUACUGACAUUGUGGCUGGACGUCGGGGCACAGGUCGACAAGGCGCCAGAGGGCAAGGUUUCACUUUCCCGAGAACUACAUAAGCGACGAGUCGAACAGCUCAAUAUUCUGCAUGCCUUCCUAGACAAGUACAUCAACCGCUUGCCGGCGUACAUCUUUUACACGGCUCUGCCGCAAAUUGUGGCUCGAAUCGCUCACCCAAACAUUGCAGUCUUCGAGCGCCUCAGUCACAUCAUAACAAAGGUUGUCGAGGCGCAUCCAAGACAAGCCCUGUGGAGUCUCAUUGGCAUCAUGACUACGAAGCAGGCAUCCGAGCGAAAGGUGCGAGGCGCACAAAUCCUGCAGGCUCUGAGGGGAAUUCAAAGAAAGGCGGACGGCGCGUCCCAGGAUGUCAAGUACCUCAUCAGGGCUGGUGAAAAGCUGGCAGAGCAACUUCUUCUAGCCUGUCAAAACGGCGAGUUUCACAGCAACAAAACGGUCAAGGCGAGUCUUUCACGAGAUCUCCGCUUCCAGCACAAGUGCACACCCUGCCCGCUGGUGGUGCCUGUAGAAAGCUCUCUGACGGCAACGCUGCCUGCUGUUUCCGACCAUGUGAAGAAACACAAUGCCUUUUCUCGGGACGUCGUCACAAUCGACUGCUUCCUGGAUGACGUCCUCGUGCUGAGCUCACUCGCGAAACCGAGACGCCUGACCGCGAGGGGGUCCGAUGGCAAGAGCUACAUGUUGUUGAUCAAGCCAAAAGACGAUCUCCGGACAGACCAGCGUCUCAUGGAGUUCAACGGCAUCAUCAAUCGGUCCUUGAAGCGGGACGCGGAGUCCAGCAGGCGACAGUUGUACAUCCGAACGUACGCCGUUGUCCCAUUGAAUGAGGAGUGCGGCAUCAUCGAGUGGGUUCCGGGAAUCAAGACGAUGAGAGACAUCCUGUUGAACCUGUACGCGUCGCAGAAAAUCCACCCCGACUACGCGACACUCAGGCAAUUGAUGGAUGAAGCAUCAACAUCUGAGAGCAAAAUCCGAAUCUUCACCGACGACGUGCUGGGGCGAUUCCCGCCCCUGCUGCCGCUGUGGUUCAUUCAACAGUUUCCCAAUCCGUCGGCGUGGUUUGCGGCUCGUCUCAGAUACACUCGGUCAUGUGCGGUCAUGUCCAUGGUGGGCACAAUCCUCGGCUUGGGCGACCGGCAUGGUGAAAACGUCAACUUGGAGGAAGGCAACGGCGGGACAUUCCACGUGGACUUCAACUGCCUCUUCGACAAGGGCCUGACCUUUGCCAAGCCUGAACGGGUCCCGUUCCGCCUUACACACAACAUGGUUGCAGCGAUGGGCAUAUACGGAUACGAGGGGCCGUUUAGAAAGUCGUCGGAGCUAACCCUGAGCAUUCUCCGGCAACAGGAGGAAACGCUGAUGACCAUCUUGGAGGCGUUCAUAUACGAUCCAACACUGGAUUUACAGAAGGAAAAGAAGUCGUCGAGGAGAGGCGAUGCAAGCGUCAGGCUGCAGCCGCAGAGCGUGGUGGACAGCAUCAAGAGGAAAGUCAGAGGGCUUUUGCCGAACGAGAGCAUUCCGCUGAGUGUGGAAGGUCAGGUGGAAGAGCUCAUCAAACAGGCUGUCGACCCGAGGAAUUUGACGGGCAUGUAUAUUGGAUGGUGUCCAUUUUUGUAG